AUGUUGCCGCCGACGAACGCUACAGAUGUGGAAGCAGACAGUGCGGUCACUUUCUCUCCUCCGCCAAACCGCACCCACCUCCUCUCACAAGGCCUCGCGCAAGACCGCGACUCACCGCAACGACGACGCCGCCACCAUACCAUCACAACACCAUACACAAGAUCCACAACAUCAGCAGGUCCUCUCUCACGACGCCCAGCAUCGCAAGUCGCAGCGCCAGUAACCACAUCACAGCAAAUAGCGGUUACACCCACCAACUCUUCGGCAGCGCCCUCAAGCUUACCAAUCUUCGUACCGGGGGCACCAGAGCCGAUACAACAAAGGAGGUCGUCUCGUAACGGUAAGCAUUGGGAUUUGCUUCCAGCGAGGGCACAUCACAAGGACGAUGAUGUGACGCACUAUAGUGCGCUGGGUUCGAGGUCUACGUGGGAAGAUGCACAUGCGAAGAGAUUGUUGGCUGCGGAAAUGGAAGUAGGGAGGAUCGAUACAAAAUGGAAUGGGGGUGCUAUUAUUGAUUACUCGGCGAAAGAUAGGGAGAGGGAGGAGCGGGCGAGGAGAGUCGAGUAG
Pyrenophora tritici-repentis Pt-1C-BFP is the source of this 567-nucleotide messenger RNA. RefSeq lists its product as uncharacterized. The record is from RefSeq and is a predicted model, not a curated record. Lineage: Eukaryota; Fungi; Ascomycota; Dothideomycetes; Pleosporales; Pleosporaceae.